AUGGGAUAUAUUUCCAUUGGGGAGUCUGUGCUGAACAAAUUUCCAACAAUCUUUCCUUACGAGCCUUGGAGGCAUGUAGGGAAAAGGAGAGACCACAGCCUAUCUUCUCAACAGACGUGGAAAGGAGUCAAGGCCCUGAUCCACAUGCGGAAUGAGAGGUUGAAGUCCACUCUCGAGACGAAACACCUGUCCAUUCCCAUCAGACUCACCUACUACGUCGACUUCUUCCUCAAAAACUUCCCACGCCUUGUGGACCAUUGGGAGAAGGGGAGGGAACUCAAGCCGACCAUUGUACUCAUAGAUGGCGGCCUUCAUCACAUAGCAAAACGUGCAGACAGGAAAGGUAACCUGUAUGAGAAAACACUUCAGAAAUUGGUGCCAUAUUUCACCCGUCUUGCCUCCAGUGUCCCGGUCUAUUACAAACUCAUUGAUGAUACGCAGGCAACCCGCCAAAGAAAAUUCAAGUACAGCGAGGAAACCAUCAACCUGGUCAACCGAAGGGCCGUUGAGCAACUACAGGGAACCGGUGUGAUUGUCUGGGACAGCACGGUGCCUUUGUCUGUCCAGUACACCGACGCCUGUCUGCAGCACCACAAGAGGACCCCUCCUAUGUUCAAGUGGAAAUGCGAUGAUAUUGGCCAUCUUGGGUAUAUUUUCGUGGAUCAGGUCGCAGAUAUGCUGUACAAUGCUGUCUGUAACAAGUACUUGGACCUUGACGAGGAUUACUGUGGAUACAGCACAGAUCUGGAACAGAUACAUAGCGGAAGAGAAAGGUGAUUAGAAAGCGGUGUGCAGUUCUUAAUUCAUAUAUACUGUAUCUAUCUAUCUAUCUAUAUAUGUAUGUGUGUGUGUGCGUGUGUUAUAUGUAUAUAUAUACACAUAUAUAUGUACAUAUAUACAUAUACAUGUAUACACACACAUAAACACAAACACAAACACACAUACACACACAUACACGCGCACAUAAACACAUAAAACAAGGUGAUUAGGCUGAUACCACAGCUGUGUGCAGUUCUUGAUGUAUAUGUACUGUUUAUAUAUAUGCGUGUGUGUUUGUUAUAUGUAUAUACACACACAUAUAUAUACAUACAUAUGUACACACACACAUAAACACAAAUACACACACACACACACACACACACAAACACAAACACACACACGCACUCACACACUCACAUAUAACAAAAAGAGAAUGAAUGGACAAGAUGUGCAGAGAAACAAGAAUUAAGUAAAAUAGAUAAAGGAACGUACGACAGAAUAGCAAGAAUGGCAAUAAAGAAGAAACGAAUAUCGAAACAAGGAAUAAAACACGCAGUGAGUAAUUUUGAGCCGAAUGAAGGGAAAGAUAAGGGGUAUCAGUAGAACAAUUCGGCUUUUUGAUGGGAAAAGGCACAAGCAAUAUAAUUUUUCUAUUAUGGCAUUAGCAGAAAGAAUGAUAGAUAAAACAAACAGUAUUAAUUUUAAAGUGGAAGAUUUAAGACUGAUAAAGAGCUUACAUUGGAAACAGACGGCUACAGUUAGGAUAGAGAUAGAGGACACAGGGGGAAAUGUGUAUAGAGAAAGGGUCAGACAGGGUUGUGUGUUGCCUGACUUUUUCAUGUAUAGUGAAAUACUCCCUAGGGAAGUAGAGCACAGGCGGAGUCAAAAUUAGAGCCGAAACAUUAAGUAACAUAAGAUAUGCCGACGACAGAACAGAACGCGGGCUAGAGCAGCUGGUGAACGCCGCAGAUGAAGCCAGCAGUAGGAAGGGCCCAAAGCGAAAUGUAAAGAAAACGGGAACAAUGGUGGUCAGUAAAAAAGGUAACGCCUACGUCAAAUAUUUUUCUCAGUAACAACAGACUACAACGAGAAAAUAAAUUUAAACAUCUUAGCAGCACUAUAACAGGAUAGGAGACGUGGAAAUGAAGUCUCUAAGCGAAUAGGAAUGGCAAAAAAAGAAAAUUCCUGAAAAUGAGAUGGCUACUUUCCAACAUAUCAAGAAAAUUAUUUACCAAAACCUACAUAUGGUCGAUUCUCCUCUAUGGACCAUAUUAAACGAAAUAUAAAACAAACUUAAUGCUAUCAACAAACAUCAUAUAAACAGAUUAAGAGAGAUACCGUUCCAUAAUUGCUGACGUCGUGAAGGAUGCGACAAUGUAGUAACCAGAAAGGCUCGAUUUUAGUGUCGGACUUCGACACUUACACCAUUCACUGGUUACUUCACAUCUACUACGCUAUGCCGACGGAGCGGGCCGAGCGGUAAGCACUCUCCGGGGGCACGGUGGGUUUGGGAUAGAUAUUAUUCGUGAAAUUUACACGCAUCCUGUAGCAUUCAUCAUUAUUUUAACAUAUGUCGUACCCUUUUUGUUCCAUAAUGUUACUUUAAAUUUAUACAACGGGGUUUUACGACAUCCGCGAAGGUUCAAACUUAACACUCCCCGUGUGGAAAAUCGAAAGGAGGCUGGGCACAACUCCUUGCUUAAAAGAACAUCACUACGAAAAAGUAACGAACAAACACAUAAAAUUAAUAUUGAAUAAAAGAGCUUGGACUUAUACAUAAAUGAUACAAAUAUAGCAAAGCCGGCAUGUACUGCUGGUGCACACAUAACUUAUCUCGAAUCCUCCGUCCGUCACCGUAAAACACCGUCGUGCGAUCGUGACUCCCUUGUCUAUCUCCCAUACCUCUGCCAUCGUCUUAGAGGCGGGAACAAGCAGUUAUAUGAUUGGAGUUCUGGAGGCUUAUAAUAUGAUAAAGUAAAAAUAACUUACUAUGCACAGUUUUAGGGCAUUAAUUACAAGGUAUAAAUCAAGUAUAAAAACGAAACAAAGUAUAUACAUUCAUAUCAUUAGAAAUAAGAUAAAUCGUCGUUGUAACGUCCACGGGGGAGGGGGGGGGGGUCUACGGUGGUAGUCCCUGGUGGUGACAAGCGGAGAUUUCAGGCAUCCAGCCCUGCCACGAAUUGCUUGGGACCCCUCUUGAUGGUUUCGUUUUCUUAUGGUUCACUACAACACCGUAAUGCAUUAAUGAAUGAAACCGAUAUUUACCCGACGUUGCCAAGUCUGUGAGAAUUUACCGAAAUUAUAUUUAACCAAAAAAAUAUUGA
Molecule: messenger RNA, 3083 nt
Organism: Penaeus chinensis
Lineage: Eukaryota; Metazoa; Arthropoda; Malacostraca; Decapoda; Penaeidae
Exons: 3
Coding region: 1-777 (258 amino acids)
Source: RefSeq, a predicted model, not a curated record